AUGAAGAAAUUAGCGAUUCCCUUCCUUCUCCUCGCCGUCGUUUGGACCGUCGCACCGACCACCCACGCGUCGCGCGUUUUAAAGGCCGCCACGCCAGAAUCGUGGGAUUCGCCGCCGGCGGUGGUGGUAGGGGUCAACUAUCUGCCGGCUCGUGCGCGAAGAGAGCUCGCGACAACGAACACGGCUGUCGGAGGCUCAUUUGGCGACAUUAGCGAAAAUCCCAGCAGUAAUGGUAACGCCCCGACGACAAGUCGCACGCGACGAGUUCUAGCGAGCGACUACUUUUACGAGGAAGAAGAUAGCGGCGACAGCGGCGCAUCGAACGGCGACGACUACUCGAGCGGCGCGUGGGAGCCUCCCAGGCCUCAAUCGGGCUAUGUCGGCUCCCCGUAUACGGGCACGGAGCCCUUUAUGGGCGACUGGGUUCCAGUAGACGACUCGUCUUCCACAGGCUCCGAUGGUGGCGGCGAGGAAAGCGGCGGGGAAAGCGGGGGCGACUCGAGCUGGCAAGACGAGCCGCUAACAAGCGAUUUCAGUGACGGCGGCAGCGGCGAGGAAAACGGCGGCGAUGGCGGCGGGACCUGGGACGACCUAUGGAGCAAGUGGGGAUGGGGUUCGUCUGACGAGCCGGAUACGAUCAGCGGCGCGGACCCUGGGAACGGCUGGAGCGACGACGGAAGCAGCGGCGGCGACAGCGGCGGCAACGGAUGGACUGGCGAUUCUUCUGAUGGCAGUGGCGGGUCUAGCGACUCGUGGAACGGUGGUUCUAACGACUGGUCGAACGGUGGAACGAGCGGAAGCGGAUGGGGGAACCCGUACCCUGGUAGCAGUUUCACGUCUGGCGGCGCGGGCGAUUCCGUGGUUCCUCUCUACCCAGACGAGGGCUCCGCCUCCUCUCCCCCGUCCCGCGGGUCUCCUGACGCUCCCCUCCCCACGCCCCCCGGCCAUCCAUCCAACGGUCCUCUGCCUCCGAGGAGUCCUCCUCUUACCAAGGGCUCGCCUCCUGCUGCGGUUGAUACCCCCGCCGUGCCCCAGCCGCCGCACGUGCCUGGUGGGCCCACUACCCCUCCUCCCUCUGGCGUUCCCGCUGUUCCCACACCGCCCUCUGAUGCUCCUGCUACCCCUGCUCCUCCCACUGAUGGAACAGUCGUUCCUGCUCCCGCUGACGGCUCUACCUCCCCUAUUUUCCCUCCUGACGGCUCAACCACUCCCGUUCCCCCGCCUGACCGUGCCACCACCCCUCCUCCUGCUGACAGUCCUGCUGACGGCUCUACCACCCCCAUUUUCCCGCCUGGCGGCCCAACCACCCCCGUUCCCCCUCCUAUCGGCGCCACCACCCCUCCUCCUCCUCCUGAUACUCCAACUAACGGCGCCACCAUCCCCGUUCCUCCUAAUAGCCCUGCUGACGGAGCAACCACCUCUGCCCCUCCUGCAGCCUGCGUCAUGGACCAAGGGGCCGUGCAGGCAGCCCUCUCAUGGGCCUGUGGCGCUGGUGGCGCUGACUGCUCUGCCAUCCAGCCCGGCGGCGCGUGUUAUGAGCCGAAUACACUCGCUGCGCACGCGUCGUAUGCGUUUAAUAAGUAUUAUCAGCAGCGCGCGCACGCGCCUGGGACCUGCUUCUUUGGAGGCACGGCUGUAGUGGUGCCGGCUCUGCCUGAUUACGCACCUGAGACUGGAGGCUGCAAGCCGCUCGUGUAUGCAAUCCUCCUGCUCGUCCUCCUCGGCACUCUCGAUGCCGCGCUCGCCCGCCCCAAGAGGGCGCGCCCCAAGCGCGCAAGCCCCGUGGUGUUCAUGGACGGACGGCCGUGGUAUCCUCCCCCGCAACGGUUCCGCCCCAAGCGCGCCAGCCUCGCGCACCCGCUGCUAGACCAGCGCGAACCGUCUCCGCGGAGGUUCCGCCCCAAGCGCGCCAGCCUUGCGCACCCGCUACUAGACCAGCCCGAACCGCCUCCAUUUAGGUUCCGCCCCAAGCGCGCCAGCCUUGCACACCCGCUGCUAGACCAGCGCGAGCCGUCUCCGCGGAGGUUCCGCCCGAAGCGCGCCAGCCUUGUUCACGCGGCCGAGAACGCCCCUAGCGCUCCGCGGAUGUUGCGCGGAGGUGGUGUCGAAAUACUCCGCAAUGGCCCUGUGACUCGCUAUAGCACUGUGGACCCGAAUGAUUAUUAUCCGGACUGGUACACUCCCCCGUCGUACUGGACUGACCUGGGAUACGGUAGCAGCUGGGACUAUGGCAGCGACAUGAGCCCUUACGGCGAUACCUACCUGAACAUGGAUGUGGAUUACAAUGGUUAUGGCGGGUAUGGCGGGUAUGACUCAGGCUAUGGCGGGUAUGGCGGAUGGUACGGGGGGUAUGGAGACUCUGGAUAUUGGUAG
Messenger RNA from Closterium sp. Yama58-4, 2373 nucleotides. The record is from the annotation of a GenBank genome assembly. NCBI's taxonomy places the organism in Eukaryota, Viridiplantae, Streptophyta, Zygnematophyceae, Desmidiales, Closteriaceae.